AUGGACCACGAGCCCAUAUCCAUGGCAUCCCGCCUCCCAGACGACGCCCUCAGCUCCCCGUCCCCGUCCCCCUCGCCCUCGCCCCCACCUCAACCACCCGUCGCUUCCACCAGCACCGCCCACCCCGAGCCAGGCCCAGCCCGCACCAUAACCCUCACCUCGGUCAGUCCAGUCGACCCCAACAAGCGUCGCGACUUCAGCUACCGCUACUACGCACCCUCGUCGUCCGCCCUCGACUCGGCCACCCGCUCCUUCCUCGACCUCCCAGAGUCCUACUUCCAGCCCCUCCCCUCCGAGAUCCAGCACGCCCACGCCUCGUCCGUCAAGCGCCGCGAGGACCUCGUCGACCGGCCCCUCUUGACCCAGAAGCUCCGCGACCAGCACCAGCGCGACCACGACCGCGACAAGGCCCGCAGGUGGCCCCACACCCGCAUCCGCAUCCGCUGGCCAGACCGCACUCUGCUCGAGGGCGUCCUCCCCUCGACCGACAAAGUCGUCCACUUGUACGAGUUUGUCCGCAUCGCCCUGCGCCCCGACGCCCGUGACGUCCCUUUCGUCCUCUACCAGACGCCGCCCCGCACCGAGUACCGCCGCGGCGCGCCCCACCUCAAGGGCAAGUCGCUCAUCGACCUCGACUUCACCCCCUCGUCGGCCUUCUACAUCAAGUUCGAGGGCCCCGACACCCCGCUCGUCGACGCGCUCAACGACCACAAGCGCGCCCCGCCGCUCGUCGACGAGCUCCUCGGCGCGCUCGCAGAGCUGCCGGCCCCGCCGACGUUUGACCCGCGCGACGGCGAGGCCACGGACGGCGAGGGCAAGGGCAAGGGCAAGGGGACGGUGGGCGAGACGGACGAGGAGCGCAAGAAGCGGGAGAAGGAGGACAAGCUGAGGAGGCUGCUCGGCGGCGGUGGCAAGGGGCGCGGCGGCGUGACGCCGAGCUGGAUGAAGGUCGGCAAGGAUGCCCACAAGAAGUAGCGUCCUCCCCCUCCCCUUCCUCUUCCCCUUCCCCUCUCCCGCCCUCUCGCCUCCCCGACACUACCACUUUCCGCCCCUUCAACACCUCCUCGUUCCUCCGUACCUCGCACCUGCAACCACCCGCCUCUUUAUGCCUCA
This is a messenger RNA of Rhodotorula graminis WP1, 1113 nucleotides long. RefSeq lists its product as uncharacterized. The record is from RefSeq and is a predicted model, not a curated record. Gene Ontology annotation, molecular function: protein binding. Lineage: Eukaryota; Fungi; Basidiomycota; Microbotryomycetes; Sporidiobolales; Sporidiobolaceae. The transcript has 3 exons. Bases 1 to 975 code for a protein of 324 amino acids.